AUGUACGCAACCAAGUUAUUGUGUGGCUGUCUUGCGGAUCGGAUGCUCGACAUGUCUCUCAGAAUCACCAACGUCAAGUUUCCUUCGGUAAUUUUUUUCAUUUUGCAUGAAUGUGUGGACGAGUGUCAAAAAGUAAUCAUCGCAAUAUUUUUUUCAUUAAAAAUUUUUUUUUAAUUUCUCGUGAGAAAAGUUAGGUUUUUCCCUAUGGCGACAAAACUUUUUUUCAAACUCCUGUUCUCAAAAAAAUCUUAGAAUAAACCAUUCAAAUAAUUUUUGAUGAAUUUAUAGGACAGUUCAAGCAACUUGAGCCUUCUUUUAGGAAAGUGAUUUUUUUGUGUUUUUUUGCCAGUAUGGAACUCCAAGGAAGAAGUUAAUUAUAUUUUUAUUUAGAAGUUGGAUGUUGAUUAUUAAAUAGUUCUCUUUAAAAAAAAUAACAUUCUUAAAAUUUUUCAAACAUACAAAGUUUCUACUACAUAGCAAAAAGAAAAAAAUGCUCUCAAUCUAUCAUGAAUUUGGUAGAACUAAACAAAAGGAGAUAUUCAUAAGAUUUGUUCGAAUAAUAAAUCAAUUUCAUCGAACUGAAUAUAUUGAUUGAACUUUUAAGUGAGGUUUCCAAAAAAGGAAAAGUUCGGAGGUUUCUGUUCUGUUUCCCAAUUUUUCGAGUUUUCAUCCUCAAGUAAAUGUUCUAGUUUUGUAAUCUUUCAGGCGAAGCAAAUGAAUCACACGGAUUCUGAGUACUUACAAUGUGAUUCCCUUAUAUCUCAUUUAUCCGCUUAAUCCUUCUUACACGACACCUUUUGACGGCUUGAGCAGAUGUCAGAUAUAUUUUUCGACUAUAUUGUCCAUGCCUUUGCUACAGAAACUUUCAGAGAAAAAGAGAAAAAAGGAUUGGAUUCCAGUUAUCAAGCUUAAAACUUCUGUAAAUUUGAAAUAAAAAAAAGCUCGAGGUCUGUAAAGAAUGAGAUUUGAAAAAAAACACUAUAAUCAAUUUAUCAACGUAGCCCCUUUUUAAGAUAAAAGAGCAGAUUUUUUACUAUCCCUAAUUUUUCUAGACUCAUGCCUCUGAUGAUGAGAACACGAAAUCCAGAGUUAAAAAUAUUCAAUAAUCCGGCAAAACUUUUUUGCGAGCACGUGGCUCACACCGCCCUGAUAAAGUAAUCAAAUGCUUAUAAAAACUGGCGAGAAAUGUGCACUAGGACUUCCUUCCGGCGUUUGCGACAACCGUCAGAAGUAUGCCUGCCCAAACUUUCGAUUCUGUUUUCUCUCUCUCUCCACGGAUUAUAAAAGCCAAAAACAAAGCUGAAGAUUGAAAUAUCGCUAUAUUAUCUACUUGAGAAGUCAUUUUACCUUGCGGUUGGGACCUCAACUUUGGCAAGAACACCCAGGAUGUACCAGGAAAGUGUAUAUUGAAAAGUUCAACCUGCACACUAUUCUAGUUUUUAAGAGAUAAUUAGAAUCCUCAAAAUGACCUAUUUUAACGGAUCUCAAAGAUUUUCGAUUUUGUGGUGUCUUUUCUCAAAAACUAACAGGUUUUGCAGAUUGAACUUUCACGAUCUUAUUCUGGUACACCAAGAAGAGCUUUGAUCCGUUUUCAGGUAAUUCCAAUCUGUAAAGUAAAAUGAACUUCCUUUUAAGCGCCCUUUUUGUGACAUUUUUCAAGAGAAUUAUGUUCUCCAUUAAGUUUCGCAAUUCUUUCAUCUUCUAUCUUCCAAAGUUAUUGGUACGACUAUAAGAAAAAUUUAGCAAUUUGUAUCAGAAAAACAAAAAGCGUCGUAUGUCCGCAGAGCGGUGUGGACAUCCAGCUGAUCUGCCUCAAUGUUACAAUCUUCCGUAUUGUCUGGGUCUAAACAGAUCACCGGCCAGUCGCUUUUCCACCCACAAACAAUUGUCGCCUAGUUUUUAUAGCCUCUUUUCAGCGAGUAACAUUUUUGGAGUUUUUUUUUCUUCUCUACGUUACAUCACAAGGAAAAAAUCGUGUUACUUGCUUCACCUUUACGCAAAAUUUCUGGAAAGUUCAAUCAAAUUUCAUAAGACACCCUAGGGACAUUCAUCGAAAAAAAAAGUGAAAAAAAAUCGCUAAACUUUAAUUUAUUAUCGGGAGAAAGGUAUGAGGUUCAUUUGAGGAUGAGGUUUUUUCCUGUAUAAUAAAACCCCUUUUGAUCACGUCACAGGUUAUUCGAGCAGAUUUUCAGAAGCUUUCUCGUCAGGAGCAAAUUUUUCCGAGCCACUAUACAUUUGAACAGAAUUUGAGAGAAAAGCUAGGUGGCUGCUCAAUUUUUUGUCCAGACUCAUAUCAACAAUGAAUAUCCAGUGGAGUGGGAAAGUUGCUGGGAGUGCUCGGAUCUUGAAAGGAAGAUUUAAAGCCGUUAAUCCUCUCGGCAAGCCAUUUUCCGCCCCAAUCCCAACUGAUAUCGUUGACUCGCAUCUGUCGAAUAGAAAUUGCGUCAACACUAAAAUCUUUUUUCCUACGCCCAUCCAUUUUUGUUGCCUUUCAUCUAGGGCUUCCAUAACUUAUUUCCGUUGAUUGUCCUUCUGUUACUAGUUGUUUCCAAUUGUGAUUUGCUCCCGUUGUUUAAAGUUACGUGGGAUGAAGCAACAAGAGAAGAAUCACAAAAAACCUUUCAAGAAGCUCAGAGCUUCGAGGAAAGAAUUUGUAUCGAAAUAUUUAAGUAGUGAUCACCUUUUUGGCGUGGAACAGUUUAUAUUCUCUUAAGAAGAUUCUCGGGAGUUAAUUAAGAACCUAAAACAAAAACAAGAAAAAAAUUUGCUUAAAAGUUUUGAGCGAUCUGCAAAAUUUCUGAUACGCCUUUUUCGUAUGCUUUCCGCUAUUUUGAGCUGAAAAGGGUGCAAAACCCUAGCGUAUGACUUACCUGGAUCUUGAAGUUACUUCUGCAAUUUUUUCCGAGUUCCCAGCUUUGUGAUCACAAAAUCUCUACUUUGCGAACUUAAGAAAACCUUUUUCAUCUGUGAACAUGAAAUUGUAGGAAGUAAGUUGCUAAGUCAUAAAUUAUGAAAAUGGCCUAAACUUUCAAGCCAAAAAACGAAAAUGGUACGUUUUUUGAGACGAGGCUUAAACAAAUCCGAAAUCUCACAUAAUCCUCCGGGCAGCCAACCAAUAUCGACCACUAAUUUCCUCGCAAAGAAACCGAGUGCUGAUAUAUGUAUUUCGGCUGCUCACGUUCACUUUGUUGUGCAUUUUCCUUUUUUAGCGCAUGAAAAUUGUGGGUCGACGGGGAUUUUAACAAAAUUAUUCGUAGGUCGACUCGAUGCCGACCAGCCGCGACUCUUCCAUGGAAACCACCGACAGGUUCCUGAUUCUUUAUAUACUUUUUUCCUAGGUUUUGGAUCAAAUUCAAUUUUCAAUAACUUUUUAAUCUAUUUGAAACACGUCAGAGACGGUGCGAAACAAAAACAUCUGUUUGUUAUGAGAAUAAUUCCUUUCCAAGGUUUACACUAUAGACAUUUUUUUUGAGCAGCCAUUCCAAAUAACUGCAAAGUUUCGGAUCAUAAUUAUUGAUAAUGGUAAGAUGAGAGAAAAAUAAUGGAAGUACAUUAACUUUGCAAGUUACCAUAACUUGCAUUAAGGAAAAAGUUAAACUUUCAGAUACCCUUUUGGGUACACGACGGAGUUGACAAGAGCGGAGCCGUCGGCCAGUACGGCAAAGCGGCUGAGACAGCGGUUGCAAAGACAGCAGAGUGGCCAGUCAGGUAAAACAUAUUUCAUUUCUCGAAAAAAUUGGAAUUUUUAACCCAAGUUCCGGUUUUGCACCAGCAAAUCGUUAAAACCUACUGAUUAGUGCUGAAAUUAUCGGGUAUACUAGGCGAGACAAAUAUGAAUCUACAUGGCGCCCUAUGUAACUUGAUUAUUUUUUCGGCACAAUUAUAGCUGCAAACGGGAAUUUCCAACGCAGUCUCCGUUUUCUUGUUAUUCAAAUUUUGAGGUUUUUUAGUUUUCACUCUCGGAUUGAAUUAUUUGUAGUAUGUAUCGAAACAAUGAUCUAUUUUAAGUUUCGAAAAAUCUUUAUUUCAACUUUUAAGUUUUUUUAGUGUGCUUUUUUUCAAUUUCCUUCAAAAAAAUUCCAUUGAAGUGUGAAUUUCAAAUCUUUUUGGGAUCUUUCUUUUCAAAAAAUCAUGUUUCAAAAGGAAUAUCUUUAUCAGUUCUUUUUCAAUUUCCUAUCAAUUUUGAGAUGGAAAAACUCUAAAAAGAUUUGCACUCAAAAAAUUUCACGCUUUUGAUGAGAUGAGAAAGCUUGACAACAUUUAUCUUGAAAACUAGAAGUUUGAGUAGCUACUGAAGAUUUCGACGAAAAGUUCAAGGAAAUAAAGCAAAAUUUUGAACAUUUCCCUCCUCACUAACAAGAGAAGUCAAUCCACUUAUCGGCUUGGACUUUCGAAAAUUUGGCUCAAUUUUUUAUCGAAUUCCUAGUAAAAGAUCCCUCAUAAUCUCUGCAUGCGGAAAAUUUUGGUUGUUGAGGUGUCCAUCAAAGUUUGCGGUUAACACACAAUUAUGCCUAACAAGGAAGACAUUUCAUUUCCCGGUUUCAAAAUUCUUCAAACUCUGCCUAAAACUCUUUGAAGGUUUAAAUGAGAUUCAAAGAGAUUAUGAAAAUGUGAAAAGUCAAGCUCAGAACUCCUAUUUCAAAACUUUUGAGAAACCGUAUUUCAAAAACUAAAAGUUGUCGCGGCUAUAAGAAAUUUUCCUCUGGACCUUCAGAAAGUGUUUGAGCAAAACUUUAAAAAGUUCCAAGCCGCGAAGUAUAAACACCUCCCUUGUUAGAUGGAUCUCCUCUUCAAUCACUUGACUUCUCAUCCAAUCUUCAAUGUUUUUGAAGAGAUUUUCUGUAUAAACAGUAGUAUCAGAACGAUGCAUCUGCCCGAUAUGCUCUUCUAUUUUUUUGGUAGUGCAAACGGCAGAACUCGUUCUUCCGCCUUGUCAUCCCGAAGUAUGUCCGUGACACUUUCACAUUUACAUUCAUUCUGUGUGCUGUUUUUAGUCCAGAGUCAUAUCUCACGGCUUCUUGUUUUUUGGUUUCCAUGAGGUUAAUGUAAAGGACGACUGGGAACAGUUUUUAAAAAAAUUCCAGAGAGAAUUAAUAUGAGCUUUGAAGAAAUAACAAAUUUCUCAACAAAAACUUUUUUUGGGUAGAUAUGAGAUUUGAUUUUUUUAAGUUUUUUUGAUAAAUACUCAAGGCAGCUGAAAGAAAUUAAAACGGUGAAAAACUUUGAAAAUCCAAAAUUUCUGAUGCGAUGAGGAUUCUGGCAACUGAAUUAAAUAAAUACGGCAUUUUUGACUUUGUGCCAAAAAUGCACACGACCUGUUUCUCAUACAUUCCAAUUGCAAAUAUUAUACAUCAUAAAUUCAAUUUACAGUCAUAAAUAAUUUUUAUCAUGGCGUUUUGAUUUUAUUUAAACCAUAAUAUGGCUUUUCAAUCAAAAUGUGCCAUUUUUGAAAAAAUGAGUUGUUGUGAAUCUUUCGGAGAUUUCCAUUUUCAUCUUUUUUUGAAAACCUUUUUAUUUUUGAUUGAGAAAACUUAUAUUUUGAAGGUUUAUCGGGUCGCCGGUACACUGGGGAGAGCAGCGAGUGUUCUUCUUUGGUCGGGACUCCCACAGACACCGGCCGUUCCUUCACGUUUGGAGCAGCACAGAGGGUCAUGCGAGAAAGGUUCAAUUUUUUUCCUACUUUUUUUAAUUUCCAAUAAACCAAAAAAACUAUUAUAAUGUCACGCUUUUUGAUGGCCCUCACAUUAGUAAUGUAGUGAUGCGGCUUUUUAAUUGCAACAUUGCCAGGGCCAAAUGUUGCGAUACGUUUAAUUAGGCGCCGAAUUGAACUCUGGCCAAACAAAACUCUUCAUUCAAUUGAAAACUUAAAGUCCACAAAGGGCCCGUUAGCGCUCUUAAUGACCAAACUCAUUUUCUCUUCUCUUGAGACGAGGACACAAGUUUUUUUGUGCAAUUUAAGUUUGAAGUUCAAGCUCCAAAAGUUCUGUUUAUUGACAGUAGGGCUACAGUAUGGAAACCUUUUUUUUCUGUUUCAAAGUUUUAUUGAAAAAAGAUGGGGUUUGUACUUUGGAAAUGUACGAAAACAAUCCAAUACCAAAACCGAAUUUCUCAUGCCUCACGAGCUUCCUGGAAAUCAGAUUGCCGUGGCAAAACGUACCAAGGCGUGCAAGAACCAACUAACAGCAAUUCCUUUUUUGAAACCAAGUUAGAUGACCGCUGAGGCUUCUGAUUCUUGUUUGACAAAAUACGCGAUCUCGUGUCCUGAAGCUGUCAUUCCGUACAAAAUGAAGCGCUGCAGCCGGCGAUCUGUUCAUUUUCGUCGUUUCAGGGAUGACCGGAAGCCGUCUGUCACGCAGAACCUCUCUGAAAUCAUGCUAGAGGUGGGUUUUCCCCUAAUUUUCCCCUGAAAAACAUCCUAAUUAUUCCUCGCUAUUUUUUUCUAUAAUUUACGAAUGAAAAAAACUGCCGUUAAAUGGUUUUUACUUCUUCUUUUUUUCUUGCAAUAUCUUUUUCUGUUUCUUUAAACGAUUCAUUUUUUUGAAAAAAACUUUUUUACAUUUAUUGAACAAAUUUUUAAAAAUUCAAAGGUCCACAAUUCUUUUUACUUUUUGAAAAAAAGUCGCAAAAUUUCUGAAAGAUCAUCUGAAUUGUAAUUCGAUUUCGAGUUUUUUUCGCAGAAACUGAAAAAAAUUUUUUGCAAUCUCAAACUACAAAAACCCAAAUCUGUUAUGAAACAGGCUUUAGUUAUUUUUGAUGAAUAAUUGAAAAUUUCCGAAUUUCGCAAAAAAAUUAGCUGCAGCUAAAUUAUUCAUAUAUUAGCAUUUUACUUUACUUUUUCGCUAAUCUCCCAUUUCCUUUUUGACUUCGACCUAUUGACCUGCUCUGAAUAGCUGUUCAACAACAGUUAUGGGCAGAGAGCAUGUCUUUCGGAAUCCGCCACUCGUCUCAUUGCGCUUGGCUAAUUGACGCUUAGACUGGCAAAAACUCGUCAAUCUUCCCUUUUUCGACGUCCUACACGAGAAGUCCUAACUUGGCAUGCGAUUCAGGCAAUACACUAUGAAGAUGUUAGUCUGGUGGAACGUCUUCUAGCCGCCCACAAUUCGAAGCAGCCAAUGUCCACGUCUCCGUCCAUUGGUGAGUUAUUUUGGGCGUUAUUCUCAGAAUGAAAUGAAUUCUCAGAGAUGAAAUUGAUCAUAAUUCCCAAUAAGGGAGGUUUAUUUUUUUGGAAACUGGUAUAGAAAAUUCAUCGAAGUUUGCUGGAAAAGGGUUUUUGAGCGCUGAUUAUAAAUAUACAAAAUCUUGAAUUGAAAAAGUCCUGUUCUAGCCUUUUAAUCGAUUUAUCUCAUUACAAACCUUGGCAUCUCUCUAGUAAAAAAGGUCUCUGAUCCAAUGGUCAUCUUGAAAAGCUUCUUAUUGAGUUUUCGAAAGUCGAAAAGAAAAUUUGAAGGAAUUCUAACUUAAGAGAAUGAUUCAAAAAGAGAAUGAAAAGGUUCAAUUUUUUUUUCCUUUUCGUACAUUUAAAUCACCAAUUUAAAGCUUUUCAUUUCGAAUAUGCGUUAGUUUGUAUCGAAAUACUCCGGGCCUGGAAAGAUCUUAUAGAGACGACACGCAAGCGGAUAUGCGGUCUCGUUCACCUUCUAAAUUAUUAAAAACGUAGAGUUACAAGGAUUUUUCAUUUUCAGGAAGUACGAACACACUCACGGAGUUGGCUCAACGGCGACACGGAGCUGGAGCACAUCGAAGGUCAAACGCCAGCAGCACAGUCUCUACUCAUUCGGGCGGCAGGUUUGUAUAGAAAUCAGUUUUUAGAAUGAAAAAGAAACAGAUUUCAGAUAAAAUCAAGUUCACUAUCUAAACUCAUUGGGUUUUCUUUGUAUUUCACAGCCUCUUUUUUUGGUUUUUUCAUUAAAAUAUCACAGAAAAGCAUAAAAUUCGAGUAAUUUUUGAAUAACUUGAACCUACAAGAAGCGAUCAAAUUCUGGAACUACUAAGCGUUCAAUCUUGAAUUAAGUAUCAUAACUAGAGCUUCAGUUGAGAUACCUCUAAAAAUUGAGGGACAUGAUGGGCAAAAGAAAACUCAAGAGCGCAGUUUUUUCGAAAAAAAAUAUUUCUUAUUAGAUGAUUUGAUACUAAUUAAAUUUGGCUAUAAUUUUUUGUUUUUUUUUUUACGUAGUUUCAUCUCAACUAAGUUGGUCAAGGUGCAGGAAGGACAGCUGGACUUUUCAGAGGCAAUGAAGCCAUGAAAAGCGAUGUUCUGGUGUACUUUCUCAGAGAGUUCUAGGACGGCUUCAAAGGAGCAUUUUCCGAAAUUCAUACUGAUUGUUCCAUUCACGAGUCUUCAGGUCAACAUGUGCCAUGAUGAACACGCUGCACAUGGCGGUGGCGCACAAGCAACGCGACAUCGUCGAACUCCUGCUCAAAAGCGGCUACGAUUCGAACACACCAGCGAGUUGUCAUUGCAAGGGCAACUGCACUGCCACCGGCAAUAUUCCGCUCACUUCCAUUAUUCCCAGGUCUUUUUCGCAUUUAUCGUCUAUAUUUUUGUUUGUUUCGAAUUUCCUUAUCACCCAUUUGUAGUCCACAACCAAUUAAUUGAACUGGAACACUACAAAAUGCUCAAAAAUGGAUGAGCCGUUUGAUAUCUUUGCUAACAAAGGGAAAAUUCGAUGAAUGAUGAGUUUUUCUUCUCAUUUAUCUUCUCGUAAUCACGAAACUGAAUGAAUGUUCGAAAAGCAAAAUAAGACAUCAAUUAUUAUGGAAUUCGGGUGAAAUCCAUAGAAUUCAACUGAUUUUAUAUGGUAGAGAUGAAUGAACUGAUUUUUAAAAGCUAAGAACUAUUUUCUGGACAUUUAUUGAAGCAUUGUGAAAGAAGUUAUGCAUUUUAGAGAGAAAACACUUUGAAGUUAUAUUUUUUUCAAGCUCUUGUUUCACAAAGCGCUUUGUCCUUAGUAGAGCGGCUUCGCAACUUUUUAGUGCGAUAUAAAUAUCUUUUUCCUUUUCAGAACACAUUCCAUGACGCCUGAGCUGUGCUCGACCUGCUCACAACUGCGAGUCGUUUCCAUCGUCGACCAAACGCCGCUCGGCGUCGCGGUUCGAGCUCAGAGCAGUGAGCUCAUCGCUCUGCUCAUCGCUUACGGAGCUGACGUCAAUCUCGGCAAGUUAUUCUCAGAAAAAGGAAUUGGGUAG
Messenger RNA from Caenorhabditis auriculariae, 9186 nucleotides. The record is from the annotation of a GenBank genome assembly. Lineage: Eukaryota; Metazoa; Nematoda; Chromadorea; Rhabditida; Rhabditidae.